CAGUUCAGCAACAUUUUGUUGUGCGUAAGCUAGUGUGUCAACUUGCUAGCUAGCUAGCUAAGAAUAACAUUAAUGAUCAAUCAAAGAACACAGUAUUACAGAUUAAUCCAACCUUUCCGGAGAAAGCAAAUUCCUACCCAUCUCUUUGAAGGGGAAAAAUAACCUGUCCCAGCGGUUAGCUCAAGGCUACAUAUAUAUGAGAGGAGGUUCAGGCAUGGCUAGUUAUAGCCAUGACACACCUCUACACAUUGCUGCAAGCUGUGGAGAUGAAGAAAAAGUGAGAAAGUUUUUAAAAUCGCAGCAAUAUAAAGUAGAUGUUGUGAACUCUGAUAAACAAACCCCCCUUCACCUAGCAUGUGCCAAUGGGCAUCUGGUUACCGUAGACUUGCUAGUCAAUAACUUCAAUGCCAGUAUUGGAGCUCUUGACAAUGAAGGGUUAUCUCCAUUACUUCAUGCUGCAAAAAGCAAUCAUAUACAAAUAGUGAUCAUUUUGAUUCUGUUGUCAAUGUUUGGUAGACGUAUCUCUAAAACUACCAGAAUUCGAAUUCCAUACGAAGUAUGUCAUGUUGAGCGUAGCCACACUGAGCUCCUGGAAGAAGUUGUCUUUGAGUACUUUAACAAUCCUCAAGCUCAAUUGAUUACAGUUAAAAUAAUCAGAGAGUUAUUUGAUGAUGUUAUUGAUGAUGUAGAGAACUGCGAAUGCAAGUUUUUCCCAUUAUUUUUAGCAUCGUCACUUGGACUCCAAAAUUUGUUUGAGAAGUUGAUAGUAGAGAAGGGAACUAGCCUUGAAACUAAAGGCUUCUUUGGUUUGUCUCUUCUCCAUUGUGCCUGCUUUGGGGGUCACACUCAACUCAUUGAACAUUUUGUAGAUCAUUACAAGUUGAACCUUAAUGCUAGAAGCAGGAACGGUAGGACGAUUAUUCAUUAUGCAUGUUUUGGUGAUCACACAGAGCUUAUAGAAAAGCUCAUAAUCAACUAUCAACUUGAUCCAGCUCUAACAGAUGAAAAAGAUAAUACUGCUCUGCAUAUUGCAACUAUGACAGGUCAAGUUGAAACAGUCAGGUACCUUAUCAUUAAACACAAAGUUGUGAUUGACUGCAGAAAUAACCAAGAUUUAACUCCCUUGUGUUUAGCCGCUCGAAAUGGUCACCUGUAUCUAGUAACUAUGUUGAUUGACGAGUUUAAGUGCAGUUCACAAGUCGUAGGCUACCAUGGGCGAACUCUUCUUCACAAAGCUUGUCAAGGGGGUAACGUGAAACUAAUUGACAAGCUUAUUAAAGUAUAUGGACUUGAUCCAAUGGCUAGAGAUGACAGUGGAAACACCCCUUUACACAUAGCAGCCAUAGAUGGACAAGUUGAAAUUGUAAAACAUUUUGUCACUAUGUAUAAGCACAGUGUUGACAUUGACAGCACUGAUGACGAAGGCUCCACUCCAUUAUGUUUAACUGCUCAAAAUGGUCACUUGAAUCUGAUAAGUAUGUUUCUAAAUGACUUUAAGUGCAGUUCCAAAGUCAAAGGCUGCAAUCAGCAGAAUCUUGUUCAUUAUGCCGCAAGAGGUGAUCACAAAGAAGUGAUUGAUAUGCUAGUUAAAGUGUAUGAAGUCAAUCCAAAAAUGAAAGAUAACAAUGGGAACACCCCUCUCCAUGUGGCAGCAUUGAAUGGAGGUGUCAAAUCAGUGGAACACCUGAUUAAAGAACACAAUAUUGAGAAGGAGAGCACCAAUAAUUGUCAAUCCACUCCAUUGUGCUUAGCUGCAAGCAGAGGUCAACUGAAAGUUGCUCAUAUGCUCCUUUAUAACUUUAAAUGCAGUGCUGCAGUCAAGGGCUACCGUGGACGUACACUCCUUCACUAUGCAUGUAAAGAUAGCAACAUAGAACUGAUUAGGAUGCUAAAAUGUUUUGGUGUGGAUCCAACAACACGAGAUGACUAUGGUGACACUCCUUUACAUAUAGCAGCUGUGUAUGGACAAGUUAAAACAGUUGAAUAUCUAAUUACUGAAUGUAGUGUUGAGAGAGACAGUACUAACUACCAAAAAUCAACUCCACUGUGCUCAGCUGUUUCAAAAGGUCACGUGCAUUUGGCACAAGUUUUAGUUAAAGACUUUAGAUGUUGUCCACUUAUCAAAGGCCACAACGGUCAAAGUCUCCUUCAUUAUGCAUGCCAAUGUGGACAUACAGAAAUGUUCGAUAUGCUAAUAACAGAUCAUAACCUUCAGAUAGAAAAAGAUCAUGAUGGAAACACACCUUUACAUUUAGCAGUCAUGAAUGGACACAUUGAUAUGGUGCAACACCUUUUUAGUAAAUACAUUGAUUGUUUCAUCACUAAUGCGGAAAAAGUAUCUACAUUAAGUUGUGCUGCUCGAAUUAAUUAUGGGUGUGAUGGGAAUAUCAAAGGUCAAACUCUUCUUCAUUGUGCAUGUCAAAAUGGACAUGUGAAACUGGUAGAUAUAUUGGUUGAGGACUAUAACUUUGAUUUAACAGCUAGAGAUGUGGAUGGAAAUACACCUCUUCAUGUGGCUGUCCUGAACUGUCAAGUUGAAACAGUGAAACACCUUGUUACACAACACAAAGUUGAUGUUCACUGUACCAACAAUCAUUGUGCCACUCCGUUGAUGGUAGCAGCUCUACACGGUUACAUAGAUGUGAUUGAGAAUUUAGUUACUGGGUUCCAUUGUGUUCCAGAAGUGAAAGACGUCUUUGGUAAAACUCUCCUCCACUAUGCUUGUGAAGGUGGUCACACAAAACUGGUGGAUAACCUAAUAUCAAAGUAUAAGCUUGAUAUCUUUGGUAAAGACAAUGAUGGAAACACACCUCUACAUAUAGCUGCUCUGCAUGGACAAGCCAAAACUGUUAAGUACUUAAUUAAUAGGCACAAGGUUGUUAAAAGCAGCAAAAACAAUAUCGAAUCCACUCCACUGUGGCUAGCAGCAAGGAAUGGUCAUCUAGAGGUUGUGAAAAUACUGUAUUAUAGCGAAUGCAAUGAGCGAAAUCUUUUACAUUUUGCAUGUCGUGGGGAUCACACAAAGCUGCUGGAUGAAAUAGUAUCAGAACAUCAGAUUGAUUUAACACAGCCAGAAAUAAAUGAUGAUGAUGGAAAUACCCCUUUACAUUUGGCAGCUAUGGAGGGACAUAUUAAAACAGUGAAACAUCUAAUUAUUAAGUACAAAGUUGAGGUUGAUCUCACUAAUAAGGACAACUCCUCUUCGUUAUGUACAGCUGUUUCAAAUGGCAAGGAGCACGUUAUGAAAGUGCUUAUAGAAGAGUUUGGAUGUAAUCCUGCUGUGAAAGCUUACAGAGGACGAACUCUCUUGCACUAUGCGUGCAAAUUUGGUAAUAUUGAGCUGUUAGACAAAAUGGUUACUGAAUAUCAUCUUGAUGUUAAUAGGAGAGAUGAUGAUGGAAACACACUUCUACACAUGGCUGCUUUGAGUGGACAAGUUGAAGUAGUUAAUCACCUAAUAAUGAAGUAUGAUGCCGAGAAAGGAGACAAAAACAGUUACAAUUCAACUCCUUUAUGUGUUGCAGCUCGUAAUAAUCACCUAAAUGUGAUAAGACUGCUGGUUGAUGAGUUUCAAUGUAAUCCUGAGGCCACCGGCUACAAUGGUCAAACUCUCCUUUACUACGCUUACCAAGGGGGUCAUUUACAACUUGUUGACACGCUAAAAGAAUUGUAUGGUCUCAAUGCUACGCUCAGAGAUGAUGAUCACAACACUCCUGUUCAUGUUGUGUGUCGAACUGGCAAAACAGAAAUGUUAAAACCAUUGCUUUCUGGUAUUAACUCAAUUUGGACAGUUUUUCAAAGUAAUAAAUUUGGCAAUACCCCUCUGCAUACUGCUGCUCUCUAUAAGCAUACUAGUUGUGUAAAAGUUUUGCUUAAUGAAUAUAAAGCCCCACUUUUUGUGCGGAACAAUGAUGGGAAAACUGCUUCAGAUUUACACAAUGACAAAGUAAUUGUUGAAGAACUCAAAAGUAACAUUUCCCAGCAGAUCCAAUCCACGUAUAAAGAGCUUGAUGAACUAGCUAGGAAAGAGUUCAGUGGUGAGAAGCAUCUUACAAGACUGUUUGUUGUUGGACACUCUGGUGCUGGAAAAUCCACUCUUAUUGACACGCUUAAGAAAGAGGGAUUUUUCUACAUUUUCAAGAGAACUAUCAUAGAGCCCCAUACUGCAGGAAUUAUACCUACUACAUUUAACAGUACUGACUAUGGAAGAAUGAUUUUCUAUGACUUCGCCGGUGAUUCUGAGUAUUAUACCUCACAUGCUGCAGUGUUGGAGUCCGUGGAUACUUCAAUGGGAAUGAACAUUUAUCUGAUAUUGUGUGAUUUGAGCCAAAGUAGGGAAUUUAUCACCAGAAAAUUUAGCUACUGGUUUUCCUUCCUUUCUUGUAACAUUAGGAGUAUCUUUAAUUCCAUUAUUCUCCCUGUUGGGAGUCGAGCUGAUAAACUAAGCAGUGAUAAAGAAAUGCUUGGAGUAGUUGAUAAUCUUUCCCAAAAUUUUUCUGCAGGUAUGGAUAAUCUGCAAGUAAAAGAAAAAAGUGUUGUGUUAGAUUGCCGUGAUAAAGGAAAUGUAUUCAGUCGAAUUAAAGAUCUCGUGAAGAAAUAUUCCACGUCUGUACACCCUGUCCGACUAACCCUUGAGACAAGCACCCUCUUAGGCUUGCUAAGAAAAGAUUUUGAGAAUGUUACGGCUUGUGAAGUUCACCGCCUCAUCUCCCACAUAGUGAUGACUAAAAUUCCACUCCCAGUAAAUCCUUCAUUACUUUACCCUCUUGUUAGAGAGUUGCAUAACUUUGGCUUUGUGUUGCUAAUAGAAAAACAAGGUGAUGCAAUUGAGAACCACUUGAUUAUUUUGAACAUUCCAAUAUUCACAUCUGAUGUACAUAGUAAGUUGUUUUCGAAGUCUGCUAAAAAGAAUUUAGCUGAACACACUGAUCCACUGAAAUUGAGUGUGGGUAUCAUUCCAGAAUCUCUGCUCAAAGUAGUGCUACCCAAUUAUGUAACAAAAGACUGCCUGCUAAAGCUCCAGUACUGUCAGGAAAUUGAGAACUUGCAUGUGGAAGAAGACCACACACUUCUUCAAUCCCAGACAGCAUCGCAAGAGCCACUGCUAUUUUUUCCUGCUCUUUGUGAAUUAAAAAUUGAUAAAAUUCAGUGGACAACUGAAGUAAAUGAACACAACGUUACCCUGGGUUGGUAUGUUAAAUGUGAUGGCAGAUUUGACCACUUUCCCACUCGAUUUCUUCAUGUACUUAUUGUUCGCUUGUCUCGAAGUUUUGCACUAAAACAGAGCCUUCCAGUAAGCCGUAGACCGUCUAUUGUGUCUAUUGACUCCGUAUCGUCUAUGCCAAACUCUCCUACUACGUUUGAUUUUAAUCGUGAAUCUAUGCUAGAAGAGGUGUAUGAAUCCAAUCAUCGUUGUCAUGUCUGGUCAACUGGUCUGCAUUGGGUAAUGAGGAAUGGAGUAGAGGUGUUUGUUGACUUACCCAAAGAUGCAGAAAACAAAGAGCUGGUUGUAGUCACGAGAAGCUGUGAUGGAUCCAGAGCUGAAUGCGCUAACAUUUUGCAAAAGGUUGUUCAGAAAGUUAUUGAAGCGAAAGUUGAGUUUUGUCACAGUAUCACACCUUCAGUCUAUCUACUCGAUUCAUCUAGUCUUAAACGUAAGAAAUUCACUGAUGCCAGAAAAGUACCACGCUUUACACUGCAAGAAGUUAACAUAACAUUGGCUGAAGGCAGUAAAAAUGCUGUCAGUGUUGAUGGGUCACAUUGCUCUUCUCCUAGAGAUCUGGCCAACCUCACUAGAUGGACUAUGUCCUAUUGGAACCUACUUUUCCCUAUGGACCCUGAUGAUGUAAAGAAUGCUAUCAAAGAUCGAGUGGCUGGCAGCGAGUGGAAACAGCUAGGACGAAAUCUUGGCAUUCCUUAUAGGGUACUAGAAGACAUUGACGUUAGUUUCUCCCAAAUGGUAGACAAAAAGUCGGAAAUGAUCCAAGCGUGGUUAACUGGCGAAAGCAUGCCCACUUGGUUUCACAUGGUUGAGGCACUACGUGAACCAAAUCUGAAAUUGUUUAAAGCUGCUGGUAAAAUUUCAGAGAAACACAAUUGUACACAACAACAACAAAUUCUUACUUCUGAAUCAUCCCACCGUCCUGAUUCAAACUUUCUCCAGUCGUUUGCUGCCAUCAUUGGCUUUCGAUGGCAGUGUAUAGUGUUUCCCCUCUCCCUCUCCUCAGAAGACGUUGUGAGCAUCAAGAGACAGACAAGAGGAGCAGAACCCACUAUACAAGCACUCCUUAUGUUGCAGAAGUGGGCAGCCAACAAGACAGCAACUUAUGGUCAGUUGAGAGAGAUACUGUGUACACUCUCAGUUUUUAACAUUUGACUUGGUAUGUACCAUAAUUAUUGACCUGUAAUUAUAUACAAUAAAUUGACUUGCUGCUGAGUUUAGUCUGUACUGAUAUAAAAACACGUGUUAUUAUAAUUAUAUAAUUGCUGCUGUAUUUAAAAAAAAGUUUAGUUCUGUAUAAAAAACAUGUGUUUUAAUUGUGUUCUUGUGAUCCCUUUAUUUUAUAAUUUUGAAUUGUGUUGUUCUUGUGAUCAUGAUCCCCUUCGGUCCCCAAUCCAAUCAUUUAUACAUUUUUGUAUAUAUACUGGUAUCUAUACCAUAAUUAUUGACUUCUGCUGCUGUUUUUCAAGUUUAGUUCUGUAUCAAAUGAAUUCACGUUCUUGUGAUCCCCCUUUCUCAUUUAUACCAUAAAUAUUUGGCUUCGGCUACUGUAUAUUUUCACGGGGAUUACUAUU
This is a messenger RNA of Halichondria panicea, 6795 nucleotides long. RefSeq lists its product as uncharacterized. Bases 197 to 6376 code for a protein of 2059 amino acids. The transcript has 4 exons. The record is from RefSeq and is a predicted model, not a curated record. Lineage: Eukaryota; Metazoa; Porifera; Demospongiae; Suberitida; Halichondriidae. Gene Ontology annotation, biological process: signal transduction. Gene Ontology annotation, molecular function: protein binding.